Vombatus ursinus (common wombat) is the source of this 5969-nucleotide messenger RNA. RefSeq names its product SATB homeobox 1 (gene SATB1). Bases 1014 to 3383 code for a protein of 789 amino acids. The transcript has 12 exons. Gene Ontology annotation, molecular function: RNA polymerase II cis-regulatory region sequence-specific DNA binding; DNA-binding transcription factor activity, RNA polymerase II-specific. Gene Ontology annotation, biological process: regulation of transcription by RNA polymerase II; chromatin remodeling. Lineage: Eukaryota; Metazoa; Chordata; Mammalia; Diprotodontia; Vombatidae. The record is from RefSeq and is a predicted model, not a curated record.
CUCUCCUUUUUCGCCCUCUUAUUCUCUCUCUUCCCCCCCCCCCCCCAUUACUCUCUCAGGCACACACAACAGCCCCGGGUAAAUAGGAAAGGACAGAUCCUCUCUGCUAUUUUUAAGAAGAGCGAAGGCUAAAUUAAAAGUGGUAUUUUAGUGCCUUUUCCCGUAUUUUUUUCGCUACACUUUACCCUCCGCCCUUCCUACCACCGGUAGAGCUCUUGGCUUGGGUUUGGAGGUUCAGGGAGAAAGUUUAGGCUUGUUAAUGUUACUGUCAAUUGUUUCUGGGGGGGGCGGGAUUGAGGGUGGGAGAAAGGUUGCUUCCCCCCCUCCCCUCUUCUUUCCUCCCUGUGGUUCUCCUGGGUUAUUGGAGAAUAAUACUCCAAGUGACAGCCAGAAGUAGACUUUCUGCUUUUUUCACUCCGGAGAGCCUAUGAGAUAGAGAGCUAGAAGAGAACCUUUUUUUUUCCCUCAUUAGACCUCGUCCGCAGUGAUUUUUUCGCUUUUAAAGAAAAGAUAAUCAGCGACCAUCACCCCCCACACCACACACCCCCAAACAUCAUCUCAUUGUGGACCUUUUAGCGCUUUCUGCUUUGUUUUUGCGAUUUUUUUCAACGUUUCACUUGUCAGAUCAAUUUUAUCUUCUCUCUACUCACUUCCCAGUCUCCCUCCUCCCCCAUUGAAAACCCUGUUCUCCAAGAGACAUUUGAGAAAAUAACAAUUUUUGAAUUCUGAUUUUUGCGCUCAUGGUUUCUCCUCAUCUUGAUGUUUAUUUCUGCCCUUCCCCCGCUUAGGGGGGGAGGGGGGUGGGGGAGACAAAAUAAUACAAUUUAAGGGGGAAGUCGCCUUCAGGUCUGCUGCUAUUUUUUUUUUUUUUAAUAAAAAAAAGGAUAUAGAAAAACAUCAGUCUUGAACUUCUUCCUCUUCAAGAUCUCGGGCUGCAAAGGAAAUCUCCUUUGUUUUUGUUAUUUAUGUGCUGUCAAGUUUUGAAGUGGUGAUUUUUAGAGGCGGGACUGAGUAUGGAUCAUUUGAACGAGACAACUCAGGGGAAAGAACAUUCAGAAAUGUCUAACAAUGUAGGCGAUCCGAAGGGUCCACCAGCCAAAAUUGCCCGCUUGGAGCAGAAUGGGAGCCCAUUAGGAAGAGGAAGACUUGGGAGUACAGGAGCUAAAAUGCAAGGAGUGCCUUUAAAACACUCUGGACAUCUGAUGAAAACAAACAUUAGGAAAGGAACAAUGCUACCUGUUUUCUGUGUGGUGGAGCAUUAUGAAAAUUCCAUUGAAUAUGAUUGUAAGGAGGAACAUGCAGAAUUUGUGUUGGUAAGAAAGGACAUGCUUUUCAACCAACUGAUAGAAAUGGCAUUGCUGUCUCUUGGAUAUUCUCACAGCUCUGCUGCCCAAGCCAAAGGGCUAAUCCAGGUUGGAAAGUGGAAUCCAGUUCCACUGUCCUAUGUGACAGAUGCCCCUGAUGCGACUGUUGCAGACAUGCUACAGGAUGUAUAUCAUGUAGUCACCUUGAAAAUCCAGUUACACAGUUGCCCUAAACUAGAAGACUUGCCUCCAGAACAAUGGUCUCACACAACCGUAAGAAAUGCUCUGAAGGACUUACUGAAGGAUAUGAACCAGAGUUCAUUGGCCAAGGAGUGUCCCCUUUCCCAGAGUAUGAUUUCAUCCAUUGUGAACAGCACUUACUAUGCAAAUGUAUCAGCAGCAAAAUGUCAAGAAUUUGGAAGGUGGUAUAAACAUUUCAAGAAGACAAAAGAUAUGCUGGUUGAGAUGGAUAGCCUUUCUGAGCUAUCCCAGCAAGGUGCCAACCAUGUCAACUUUGGCCAGCAGCCAGUUCCAGGGAACACCGCUGAGCAGCCUCCAUCCCCUGUGCAGCUUUCUCACGGCAGCCAGCCAUCGGUCCGGACCCCUCUUCCAAACCUGCAUCCUGGACUUGUAUCCACCCCUAUUAGUCCUCAGUUGGUAAAUCAACAGCUGGUCAUGGCUCAGUUGCUGAACCAGCAGUAUGCAGUGAAUAGACUCUUAGCCCAGCAGUCCUUAAAUCAGCAGUACUUGAACCACCCUCCCCCUGUCAGUAGAUCUAUGAACAAGCCGUUGGAGCAACAGGUCUCAACCAACACAGAGGUGUCUUCCGAAAUCUACCAGUGGGUGCGAGAUGAACUGAAAAGAGCAGGAAUCUCCCAGGCAGUAUUUGCACGUGUGGCUUUUAACAGAACUCAGGGCUUGCUCUCAGAAAUCCUCCGAAAGGAAGAGGACCCCAAGACUGCCUCGCAGUCUUUGCUGGUUAACCUCCGGGCUAUGCAGAACUUCUUGCAGCUGCCGGAAGCUGAAAGGGAUCGAAUUUACCAGGAUGAAAGGGAAAGGAGUUUGAAUGCAGCCUCCGCUAUGGGUCCAGCACCUCUGAUAAGCACACCCCCCAGCCGUCCUCCCCAGGUAAAAACAGCAACAAUUGCCACGGAGCGGAAUGGGAAGCCAGAGAACAAUGCCAUGAACAUUAAUGCUUCCAUUUACGAUGAGAUUCAGCAGGAAAUGAAGCGAGCAAAGGUGUCCCAAGCACUCUUUGCAAAGGUUGCAGCAACCAAAAGCCAGGGGUGGUUGUGUGAACUGUUACGCUGGAAAGAAGACCCAUCUCCAGAAAACAGGACCCUGUGGGAGAAUCUUUCCAUGAUCAGAAGGUUCCUCAGUCUUCCUCAGCCCGAACGAGAUGCCAUUUAUGAACAAGAAAGCAACGCUGUUCAUCACCAUGGUGACAGACCUUCCCACAUUAUCCAUGUUCCAGCAGAACAGAUUCAGAGCCCCUCUCCCACCACCCUUGUGAAAGGAGAGCCUAGAGGUACUUUCUCACCAAGCCUGCUGACCCCUGGACCAUGGCUGGGUGCUGCUCCACAGCAGCAGCAGCAGCAGCAGCAGCAGCAGCAGCAGCAGCAGCCCCAAGCCCAGCAACAACAGCCUGGGCCCCGACUUCCCCCCAGGCAGCCUACCGUCGCUUCACCAGCCGAAUCAGAGGAUGAAAAUCGGCAGAAGACACGACCGAGAACAAAAAUUUCUGUUGAAGCUCUGGGAAUUCUGCAGAGCUUUAUACAAGAUGUAGGCCUGUAUCCAGAUGAAGAAGCAAUCCAGACUCUCUCUGCCCAGCUUGACCUUCCCAAGUAUACUAUUAUUAAGUUCUUUCAGAACCAGCGAUAUUAUCUCAAGCAUCAUGGGAAACUGAAGGACAAUUCGGGUUUAGAGGUGGAUGUUGCAGAGUAUAAAGAAGAAGAGUUGCUGAAAGAUUUGGAAGAAAGUGUCCAAGAUAAAAAUGCAAACUCCCUUUUUUCAGUGAAACUAGAAGAAGAAUUAUCAGUGGAAGGGAACACGGACAUUAAUGCUGAUCUGAAAGACUAAGAUAAAAGUAUUAUUUUCAUUCAACAGUGCCACUGGUAUUAACUAAUUAAAUGAAAAUUCCAUCUUGCAUUCUCUCAGAAACCUUUGUUGUUCAUUGUUUGGCCAAUGAGUCUUCAGAAACUUGCACACACGCACGUGCUCGUGCACGCGCGCGCGCGCGCGCACACACACACACACACACAAACAUGAAAUGAAAAAAAAAUGGAUAAUGCAGACCGCUAAAUGUUUUACUCUGUUUUACAAAUUGCUCUACAGCUACAGAUGAAGCAUUGAGGAUUGUUUGAUAUUAAUUUGUGUUCACUGGCUACACCCUGUUGUAUCCAAUAAGCAUGAUACCAGUGAUUUUUGAUCCUGAAGCUUUCAAAGAAGCAUUACAACUUCGGUGAUUAUUGUUUCAUUUUUAUUAUUAUUAUUAUUAUUAAUUAUUGUUAUUAUUAUUACUGUAACACUCCACACUUGGUCUUUGGAAACUCACACUUAUUUUAAAGAAAAAGAGAGUUUGUUGCUCCUGCUCUAUUGUAUGUUACAAAAGAACUAUAUACUGUGGAAUGCAGUUUUAAAAUAACACACGCCAACAAAUGCCUUGUAUUAUAUGGCACUGCCGUAAUUCAGAUUUGUUUUCUUUUUUGGAAAUAAAAGGUCACUGUAAUAUUUUUUUUUUCCUUUUCAUUGUUACAUGAUUUUUAAAAAUGGAAAGAAAAUGUGAAACACAAUUUAGUCCUCAUUAUUUAUUUGUAGAUCCUGCAGCAUCAUGUUGUAAUUAAUUUUUUUUGGAAGUUUCCGUUAAAUGUAAUAUUGCUUCCUUGUUCUCAUACUGAUUCUUUUCUAUUUAUAAAUGUAUUUUGAUGGGCAGUAAAACAAAGUGUCUUAAAAGUUUUAAAUAGAGAAAAUGUGCUUUACACAGUUGCCUAUAAAAAGUGCUCGAUGUUAUCCAAGCAAUUCAUUCUAUAAGCUUCACUCUUAUUGUUGUAUGCAAUUUUUACUAUCAUGCAAAUAAGCUUAGGUAAAUAAAACUAAUAGAUCACCUUAGAAACUUAUGCAAUUAAUGUGAAAAUAAUUGAUGUUUGCAAUGUGUCUUCCUUUGGUUUACAAUCAAUUUCAAAGCGACAUCUGUAUAAAUUUUCUGUACAAAGGUGUAUUUCUUUUUUAUGAGUUUAUUGCUAUGAAAACACCAGUUAUUUUGUUACAGCUAGCUGUUUUUAUAAGUGUAUCACAAUUUUCUUUAUGCAGAACUGUUCUGACUAGGAGUGGUUAUUGACUGUAACUACACAAUUAAAAUUGUUUGUAUGGUAUGCUAUGGGAGGGUUUGUCUGCUUAUGUGUACUCACUGUAAAGGAACUUGAAGGAAUGCUCAUGCUCUCUCUCGCUCUCUCUCUCUCUGUCUCUCUCUCUCCCUCUCUCUCUCUCUCUCUCUCUCUCUCUCUCUCUCUCUCUCUCAGUGGCUAAUGGUACUUUCCCAGCAGUACCUUGUUAUUUUGAGAAAGACCAUCUGAAAAGUUCUCUCUCAAGACUUGUAUUAGCCUUUGUAAAAUUUACAUGUUGAUGGCAUGUGUGUACGUGUGUGUAACACACACACACGUACAUUGAAGUUCCACGAUGAAAAUCAUAACCUGCCUUGUCUUGGUUAACAUUUUGCCUGCUAAACCGAGAUAGCAGGAUAUUCUGGAGUCCAAAAGCUAUCAGGCACAAACAUAUUUACAAUCCCUGGCAGCGAUGCUGUUAUAAUGGGUACAGCUGCUUUUAUUUUGUGCUAUGUGAAUUAUGCUCACACUGUUCCUUAUACUAAUGUAUAAACACUUUAAAAGGCUAUUAAUAGUCACGUAAAAUAAAUAGAAAAAAAUGGCUCUUUAAGAAAAUUCCUUAGUAAGCAAGAUUUUGAAGAAUAGUUAUUAGCUGUUAGUAAUUCCAGUAACUUGACUUUUGAGUUCAUCAGACUGCCUAUAUUCCUCUAGAUCUAGAAACUACCUUAGGAAUAUGAGAACACAGAACCCGAAGCCUAAAGGCUAUGUAUGUUACGUAGUGACUUCAUUUUCUCCUAACAUUGGUUUUAUAUUGAGUUACCGAAUUCUAGAGAGACUAAAUCUUAGCAAACUACACAGUAGCAAAAUUAAAUGUGCUAAUUGUCAGAGAAUGAAGUGAGGAUAUAGUUAUAAAAUCUUUCAUUCAUAUUUAAAUUUUAAAAAUUCUUCUAACUUCUGUUCUUAAUAUUUCCCCAUAGGUUUUCUGAACACAUCUAGCCGGGGCUAUGAGGUUCCUUGGGAAGGGAUCCAUGACUGCCCAUUUCCUUUCAGUUCUACCAUUUGCCCUACCCCAGAUGAGAUCUUGUAGGCAACUGGGCUCCUUCAACGUUGAACUUUUACUUAAGAAACUGAAUUGGGAGCAUUGAAAAUUCCCAAUUCAGCUUUAAAAUACUUUUUAAUAUUGAAGUACAGCUAAGCUACUCUAGAGGCAGCUGGUUUCCCAUAAACUUCGAACUCUACCCCAAAAGUUUCCAGUUCCUUUAAUUUAUUAAGAGUUCAACUUUUCAUGCAUCUCCGCUAACUAUGAAACAAGAAGGGAAUCGUUUGUUGGAGGAGUUGAAAUUAG